UUUCUUAGGUCUUUUUCCCUUCAGAGCCCUACCCCUAUGGCUGACCCUAACAUGCCUUCCAAUUUGCCUCAAAUAAACCAAACUCAGCCACCAUUAUCAUCACCCUUUGACCCUAGCUCUCACCCAUUUCAGCCAUUACUACUGUCACGCUCUAUCCCUACAAUCACAUGUGAAAGCCCUUCUCCAAAACACCCUUCUCAACCCUCCAGCUCUAAUCCUACCGCCAUGGCCAUGGCCACCACUUCUGCGGCUCCUAAAAGACACCCUUUGUACCGAGGAAUCCGCAGCCGGAGUGGUAAAUGGGUGUCUGAAAUCCGGCAGCCUCGCAAAAGUACUCGUAUUUGGCUUGGUACCUACCCAACCCCAGAGAUGGCAGCUGCUGCCUAUGAUGUUGCGGCUUUAGCCUUAAAAGGUGAUGAUGCAGUUCUGAAUUUUCCUGGUUCUGUUGGAUCUUAUCCUGUUCCUCUUUCAUCGUCAUCAACUGAUAUACGUAAUGCAGCUGCUGCUGCUGCUACAUUUAAAAAGGCCGAAAUGAAUCAAGCAUUAGCCCAGCUGCCUACAAAUGAUGAUACCCUUAAUGCCAAUUUUACAUCAGGUGAAGGAUUUAUUGAUGAGGAGGCACUGUUUGAUAUGCCAAAUUUGCUGAUGGACAUGGCAGAAGGAAUGCUUCUUUCGCCGCCAAGAAUAAACUCCUCCGAUGACUCUGCAGGAACUCCGGAUGGAGAGAGUCUGUGGAGCUAUUAUUGAUAUAUAUAUAUAUAUACUCAAUUUACAGAAUGCUAGCUCCUUAAUCUUUAGAUUCCAUGAAUGGAUUGAUUAAUUGACAUGAACGACAUAACAGCACACAGAAGAGGACAUGGCCGCAUUUGCUGACCUUUUUUCUUGCACCAUUAGCCUCUCAUCGAGCAUUAUUUAUAAAAGUACGAAAUAAAAAAGAAGAGAUCAUGAAGGGAAAUUGAAGAAAGAAGGGAUCAAAGAUUUAUUAACAGGGAUUCCCAACACUUGAGAGUUUUUGAAUCUGAUGAUUCAGAAUAGUCAGAAGAGUUUAGGGUUUACAUUUCAUGGUUGAUUAAGUAUGGUGAUCUGUGUGCAUGUAUAAUAUGGUCUUGCUGCUGUGCUAUAUUUUGGCUUGCUUUUCUUUGUGAUGAUGCUA
Messenger RNA from Manihot esculenta (cassava), 1153 nucleotides. Its product is annotated as ethylene-responsive transcription factor ERF027. Lineage: Eukaryota; Viridiplantae; Streptophyta; Magnoliopsida; Malpighiales; Euphorbiaceae. The transcript has a single exon. The coding region runs from base 37 to 747 and encodes 236 amino acids. Gene Ontology annotation, biological process: regulation of DNA-templated transcription. The record is from RefSeq and is a predicted model, not a curated record. Gene Ontology annotation, molecular function: DNA-binding transcription factor activity; DNA binding.